CAAUUUCUCUGCACAUAGGAGUUACUCUCAAAGUUGGUUUCUUUUAGGGAUCCCCUGACAUCCACUGGUAGUGACACAUGUCUGUCUGUGUAAUGGGGAAGAACCUGAAGAAUGUCCUGGUGGUUUCCUGUGGAUUCUUCCUUCUCUUCACAGCCUAUGGAGGCCUGCAGAACCUGCAGAGCAGCCUCUACAAUGAGGAUGGCCUGGGCGUGGCGACCCUCAGCACCAUCUACUGUACUAUGAUGCUGUCCUCCAUGUUCCUCCCACCUGUCCUCAUCAAGAAGUUUGGCUGCAAGUGGACCAUGGCGGGCUCUAUGUGCUGCUACAUGACCUUCUCCCUGGCCAACUUCUACCCCAACUGGUACACCUUGAUCCCUACUUCCGUCUUGCUGGGCCUGGGCGCAGCUCCUCUGUGGUCGGCCCAGUGUACCUACAUCACCAUCAUGGGAAAUCUGCAAGCACAGAAAGAGGGGAAGCUGGCCAAGGAUGUGGUGAACCAGUACUUUGGCCUCUUCUUUCUUAUCUUCCAGUCCUCUGGAAUGUGGGGCAACCUCAUUUCCUCACUGGUGUUCAGCCAGAUGCCCAGUAAAGUGGCCAUCCCAGAGGAUCAGCUCAAGUCCUGUGGAGCCAAAGACUGUCUAAUGGACACAGAGGUCAGCAAUAGCACCUACCACCCCUCCCACCAUCUAACCUACACACUCCUGGGUAUCUUCAACGGGUGUGGUGCCCUGGCCAUCCUGCUGGUGUCCGUGUUUCUGGAGUCUGUGGAAAACAGAUUGGCUAGUGAAGGAGAGGCAAGGCCCAGAUCGCCACCUCUCUUGUCCACUGUACUCUCGACCUUCACACUGUUUAAAGACAAGCGCUUGUGCCUGCUGAUGUUCCUGCCACUGUACAGUGGGCUCCACCAAGGGUUUCUCUAUGGAGAGUACACAAAGUCUUACGCCACCUGUGCCCUGGGCAUCCAUUUCGUGGGCUAUGUGAUGAUCUGCUUCUCGGCUGUCACCUCCCUAUGCUCCCUGCUAUAUGGGAAGAUCUCCAAGUACACGGGCAGGGCAGCACUCUAUGUGACGGGUGCUACCAUUCACCUCGUUUGCAUUAUCAUCCUCCUUCUGUGGCGCCCGAACCCAGCCCAGCUGCCUGUCUUCUUCAUCCUCUCUGGCCUGUGGGGAAUGGCAGAUGCCGUCUGGCAGACACAGAACAACGCUCUGUACGGCGUCCUGUUUGAGAAGAAAAAGGAAGCUGCCUUUGCGAACUACCGCCUUGGGGAAGCCUUAGGGUUCGUCAUCGCCUUUGGGUAUAGCUCGUUCCUGUGUGUGAGGACCAAGCUCUAUAUUCUCUUGGGCAUCUUGAGCCUGACCAUCACGACUUACGGGACUGUUGAGUACCUGGAAUCCAGGGCUGCUGGCAAGGGCCCUCCUGCAGGAGAGAAAAGCGAGGCAGGAAAAGAAGAAAUGAAGACAGAGAUAUGAGUUCAGCCGAGCCAUGGCCAAAACUUCAGCCCAGGUCGGCGGAGGAGGUCUGUAUGGCAGCACUCAGUAGGUAGACACCCGCCAACUGUUUCAGCAGUAUCUGGACAUUCUGGAGAGUAUUUUUUUAUGGAUUUUUCUCAACUUGACAAAUUUCCAGUCCAUUUUUCUACUCGCAGAGAUCAAGGGUAUAUAUGUAACAGGCUGGGAACACAGCGUAGCGCUGGGGUGCUUGCUCAGCACGCGAAAGGCCACGUGUUCAGUCCCCACUACCACAAAAAGAAGGCAACACCUGUACAGGGGCAAAGGAGAUGGCUCAGUCCGUACAGUACUUUCCAGGCCAAGCAUGCAGACAUCAGCUUGAACCCCGACACACGUUAAAAAACAAAGGCAAGGAUUGGUAAUGGCAAUGCACACUUGCCAUUGUGCGUCCUACACUGGGGAGGCAGAGGCAGAGAGGUCCAUGGAGCUCAUUGGCUCUUCAGGCUAGCCAGAUCCAUGAGCUCCAGGUCCAGUGAAAACCUUACUGAGGUUAACAGAAACUGGGGUCACCUAAUGUCAACCUCUGGCCUAUAUACACUACACACACA
Microtus oregoni (creeping vole) is the source of this 2056-nucleotide messenger RNA. RefSeq names its product unc-93 homolog A (gene Unc93a). NCBI's taxonomy places the organism in Eukaryota, Metazoa, Chordata, Mammalia, Rodentia, Cricetidae. The transcript has 10 exons. Bases 78 to 1469 code for a protein of 463 amino acids. The record is from RefSeq and is a predicted model, not a curated record.